Molecule: messenger RNA, 1926 nt
Organism: Closterium sp. NIES-65
Lineage: Eukaryota; Viridiplantae; Streptophyta; Zygnematophyceae; Desmidiales; Closteriaceae
Source: the annotation of a GenBank genome assembly
CCCCGCCCUAUUCUCCCGCUUUCCAUCACCUCGCCCCCUUCUCCCGCUUUCCAUCACCCUGGCCCAAUCUCCCUCCUUCCAUCACCCCACCCCAUUCUCCCUCCUUGCAUCACCCCGCCCCAUUCUCCCGCUUUCCAUCACCCAGCCCCAUUCUCCCGCUUUCCAUCACCCCGCCCCAUUUUUCCGCUUUCCGUCACCCCGCCCCAUUCUCCCGCUAUCCAUCACACCGCCCCAUUCCCCCACUUUCCAUCACCCCGCCCCAUUCUCCCGCUUUCCAUCACCCCGCCCCAUUCUCCCGCUUUCCAUCACCCCCGCCCCAUUCUCCCCCUUUCCAUCACCCCGCCCCAUUCUCCCGCUUUCCAUCACCCCUCCCCAUUCUCCUACUUUCCAUCACCCCGCCCCAUUCUCCCUCCUUCCAUGACCCCGCCCCAUUCUCCCUCCUUCCACUACCCCGCCCCAUUCUCCCGCUUUCCCUCACCCCGCCCCAUUCUCCCGCUGUCCAUCACCCCGUCCCAUUCUCCCGCUUUCCAUCACCACGCCCCUUUCUCUAGCUUUCCAUCACCCCGUCCCAUUCUCCCUCUUUCCAUCACCCCGCCCCAUUCUCCCGCUUUCCAUCACCCCGCCCAAUUCUCCCGCUUUCCAUCACCCCGUCCCAUUCUCCCGCUUUCCAUCACCCCGCCCUAUUCUCCCGCUUUCCAUCACCCCGCCCCAUUCUCCCGCUUUCCAUCACCCCGCCCCAUUCUCCCGCUUUCCAUCACCCCGUCCCAUUCUCCCGCUUUCCAUCACCCCUCCCCAUUCUCCCUCCUUCCAUCACCCCGCCCCAUUCUCCUGCUUUCCAUCACACCGCCCUAUUCCCACGCUUUCCAUCACCCCGCCCCAUUCUCCUGCUUUCCAUCACCCCGCCCAAUUCUCCCUCCUUCCAUCACCCCGCCCCAUUCUCCCUCCUUCCAUAACCCCGCCCCAUUCUCCCGCUUUCCAUCACCCCGCCCCAUUCUCCCGCUUUCCAUCACCCCGCCCCAUUCUCCCGCUUUCUCUCAUCCCGCCCCACUUUCCAUCACCCCGUCCCAUUCUCCCUCUUUCCAUCACCCCGCCCCAUUCUCCCGCUUUCCAUCACCCCGCCCAAUUCUCCCGCUUUCCAUCACCCCGUCCCAUUCUCCCGCUUUCCAUCACCCCGCCCCAUUCUCCCGCUUUCCAUCACCCCGCCCCGUUUUCCCUCUUUCCAUCACCCCGCCCCAUUCUCCCGCUUUCCAUCACCCCGCCCCAUUCUCCCGCUUUCCAUCACCCCGUCCCGUUCUCCCGCUUUCCAUCACCCCUCCCCAUUCUCCCUCCUUCCAUCACCCCGCCCCAUUCUCCUGCUUUCCAUCACACCGCCCUAUUCCCACGCUUUCCAUCACCCCGCCCCAUUCUCCUGCUUUCCAUCACCCCGCCCAAUUCUCCCUCCUUCCAUCACCCCGCCCCAUUCUCCCUCCUUCCAUAACCCCGCCCCAUUCUCCCGCUUUCCAUCACCCCGCCCCAUUCUCCCGCUUUCCAUCACCCCGCCCCAUUCUCCCGCUUUCCCUCAUCCCGCCCCAGUCUCCCGCAUUUCAUAGCCCCGCCCUAUUCUCCCGCUUUCCAUCACCUCGCCCCCUUCUCCCGCUUUCCAUCACCCUGGCCCAAUCUCCCUCCUUCCAUCACCCCACCCCAUUCUCCCUCCUUGCAUCACCCCGCCCCAUUCUCCCGCUUUCCAUCACCCCGCCCCAUUCUCCCGCUUUCCAUCACCCCGCCCCAUUCUCCCGCUUUCCAUCACCCCGCCCCAUUCUCCCACUUUCCAUCACUCCGCCCCAUUUUCCUGCUUUCCAUCACCCCGCCCCAUUCUCCAGCUUUCCAUCACCCCGCCCCAUUCUCCCGCUUUCCAUCACCCCGCCCCGUUCUCCCGCUUUCUGUUGA